UAUGCAAGCCAUGAACUAUGAACUCAUGCAAGGCUACGACACAAAGGCGAUAACAAUUACAAAGCCAUUAACUUGAACAUUUUAACUUCAUCCAGAUUCCAGCAUACGUCCGUACCAGUUUAUCUCAAUAGACAGCAAGAUAGCGCAUGCUGACAGGUUUCCCGGGGUCGCGAACGCAUUCGAGUGCACCUUUGGGUUCCCUUCUCAUGAAAAGAUAUAUAGUGCGCAUGCCUACACUUAUUCCAAACUACGCCUUGCAACAGUGUACCGUCGGCAAGAGUACUAUAGUCGUGCAUCUGUUAACGGUCAGGUUGGCUACUGUUGCCAUCAAGCCUAUUCUUCAACAUUGACGCAUCUAGGUAGCCAAGUACUUGCCAGUGUACUAAGGCUGGAUACACGCUACUCAAGAAUUUGCGUAUUGCAAAUUUCGGAGCACGUGCGCUUAUAGGAGAAGCGGAAUACGUUGAACUCCUUCAAGACUUGCCGCUAGUUAAUUCUAGGAAUGGCCACUUGGCCCUACGCCUGUGUAACCCUGAGGCACAUGCGGCCAUGAGCAAGGAUAAAGAGGAGCGUCGGCCGCUGCAGCGGCCGGAGAGCUCCCUUUUAUACUCUUCGGGUUCCUGGCGGCCGCCAGGGGGGUUAGGCUUACUGCCUACACCCCUUAACAGCCUCGGUCGACAACCGAGCGGAGUGAGGGCGUUGCGGUCUGCUGCAACGAGGAGGGAGGCUUCGCAGGCAACAGUGAACCCGUUACCUCCUACCCCCAGAGCGGUGCCUUCAUCGCUGCUUGCAAGCGCGUCUCGCGCUAUCGAUGAGGCCGACCUGUUCCACCCUUUUGAAGUUAUCGGCAAUGCCUAUGUUAACAGCGCAACGGUGGAGGAACGCGCCAUUGAAAAAGAAAUGCAGCGCCAAACGCUGCUCUUCACUGACCAGCCCCGAGUCACCCGGCCCAACCUCGCAGCCCUGCUCUCCAACAUUCCCAUCACCGCUGGAAACGGUGGCAGCGGCAUCCCCGGCAGCCCCGCCGCUGACGGUUAUACGGCAGAUGCGGUGGCGGAUGCAUUUGGGGGCGGCAUCAGCACUGGUGGUCUUGGGUUGUCCAUGGCGGGGUUUGACGCGAUACCUGAGGAGACUUCAGCUGCAAGCCUCCAAUACGCCGCCGACAGCCCGUUGCGGUUUGCAGCGGCGGCGGCGGCGGGUGCAGCAGGAGCGGCAAUGGAAGCAGCGGGAGGCCCCAUGGCGUCAGCAGCGGCUGCGACGCCGACCGCGGGCCUGGGCCUCAGCAACGGCGUUGACAGCGGCGGCGGCCGCAAUAGCCCUGAAGGUACGGCAGCAGCCCUUAACAGACAGCAGCCGCCCGCGAGUCCUCUGCAGCGACCGCCAACUGCCAAGCUGCAGCAGCAACAGACAGCUGCGCCAAUGACGCCUCGUAAGACCACGACGGGCGGUGACCCAUGGUUCGGUCCGCCGAGCGCCAACAUUGGUAAGACGUCGAGUGGAGUUUGGCAGCGGCCGCUCAGCGGUCGUCCGGCGUCCGGCGUGCCGUCGUCGCGGCCAGUUAGCGCACUUGGCGGCGCUGGCGGUGUCGGCGGCCAACGGACGUCACCAGCACGUCCCGAUUGGGAGGACACGGUUACCGCUGCGUACCGACGUCGUGCCGAAAGCCCGCCAGGGCCAAGCACUUUUCGUCAACCCUUACGACCGCCAUCGGCUAGUGUUGGCGGCGUCAAUGGCGGUCGACGGGUGUCGUCGACGCGUCCUGAAUGGGAAGAUUCCGUAACCGCCACGUACCGCCGGCGCGCUGAGAGCCCGCCGGGGCCGAGCAUCUUCCGUCAGCCAUUGCGGCAACCGUCGGCAACUGCUAAUGGUGGUGGUGUCGGCAGCAGGCGCGCGUCGGCGUCGGCAUCGUCGCUGGCGGCGGCAGCGCGGCCCGUCAGUGCGCCUCGUUCGUACGGACGCCUUGGACGAUCCGUCUCAGCCCAUUUGGAUGCCGCCGUGUCAGCCACCACCGCCGCCGCGGGCGGCGUUAGUGGCGUCCUCCGCGGCGGGGCACGACGGCCGUUGUCGGCAUUGCCUCAGCAGGCAACCGCCGCGACGGCGGCAGCCACUGCAGGCACCAUCACGACGCCCAUGGCCUCUUUCCGUCAAGCGUCGCUCCUUUCCCCACGUGUUAUUACAUCUCCAGAAAGGUCGCCGCAGCCACCACCACCACAGCCACCGCCACCACUACAGCCGCCACCGUCACAGCCAUCACGGCAGCAGCAGUCUGAGGAACAAGUACGACAGCAGCCACAGCAGCCGUCCGGCACAAUGUCGCCGACGCGGCGGCAGCCCACGUCGCCGCCACGAGCCGCUGCCGUUGGAGCGUCGUCUUGGAUGCUCACUCGCGCCGGCAGUCCGCCGGGCCGCGACGGUUCGCCUUCGCCGCCGCGGCGACCGCCGUCGGCGGUUGCGACGGCCAGGUCGCGACCUACGAGUGCGCUGUCCAUUGCGGGUGGCGGGAACGUUCCGCCGGUGAUAGCUGCCGCCGCCGCCGCUGCGGCAGCGACGGUGGCUGAUUCCAUGGGUCCGCCUCCUGUGUCGUACAGGCCACGGAAUGAAUUCCUGUACAGCGGCAAAAAGAUCCCAAACAGCAUUCGUCCGUUCAGUGCCUUCAGCACUUUGGGUAGUGCUGCGAUGGCGGUUGCCGCGGCGUCGGAUGACCCAACUUCCCCAACCAACUUUGCCGCCAUGGCGAAUGACGCCGGAAUGGGCGCGUUAAUGAAGGAGCUGUACGAGCAACAGCCGGUCUACCACGGAGGGGAUGGGCCUAUCCGUACGUCGUACGACGUGGUGGAAUACUAUGCGAAACAAGGCCAGAACGCGCAGAUCAAGCUCUUCUACCUGAAUGCCCGCAAACCCUCGGGGCCGCUGGACGUGGUGAGUCCCUUUGAUCUGGUGGUUGUGCCGUACGAACGGAUCGACCGUACGGUGUACUGGACGAUGUCGGCGCUGGGUGUCGUACAAGUGGAGCAGGGGAGGUCCGACGAGGGGGAGUUCACACCGCUGGGCGAGUGGAUCAGGCUGACCAGCGUGUACGGCUUGCUCCGAAAGCUGCGCUUCUUUCGGCACUUUUUGUUGUGUCGUACCUUCCAACGGUGGCGACGCAACGUCAAUCGUCGCGGCUACGAGCGAAUGCGGCGGCGGUUGGCGGGGCGGUUGUUGGCGGGCAGCCCCAUUUUCCAACCGCUUCUGUUGCGCGCGGGACAAGUGCUGCAGACGAUGCGGGAGACGGCGGUUGUGGCAAUCACCUCAAGGCUGGACCGGUUGUAUUCGUUAGAGGAGUUCGUUGGGGAGCAAGACCACCGUCGUACGGCGGUUGCCGCUCCGCAGCUGUCAGUGCAAGUGCAGCAGUUGUGCAACGAACUGAUAGCGGUUGGUUCGCGGGUGAUUAGCGAGCGAGAGCGAAUGGAGCGACGGAUCGACAUCGCCGCCCUGAAAGCCAAUGCGGUCGUUACCUCCAUUCCGCGUGGCGGUGGCGGCGGCGGCAGCAGGAGUGGGAGUGCCGAGAGGAGGCGGAAGAGGGCGGUGAUGGGAGUGGCGGGCAUAUCGGAGGGAGAGGGGGGUGACGAAGAGGGAGAGGAGGAGGAUGAGGAGCAGGAGGGAGGCGUGGUGCCGUUGCCGCUGCUUGGCGGCAUGUUCGGAGCAGCCACAGGAGGAGGAGGAUCAGGUGGAGGAGCAGGUCAUGGCAUUCCGGCCUACAAAGCAAAGUCCAUUUCAGCGCUCAAGGCCGAGAAGGCGACCAUCCUGGCCCGCCACGAGGCCUGGGUGGCCUGUGAGGCGCGCAUUCCCUCUGUCGUACGACUGCUCGACUACCUGGUGGCGAGUACGGCAGUGGAGCUGGGGGUACGGGGUACGAGGGAGCUGUUGUCGUACCUGGACAACCCGGCCAAGACGAGGGGCGUCUUGUCGGUUACCGUUUCCUUCGAGCCGCCUCCUAACCACCACCACAACCAUCACGGCCACAACCACCUCCUGCAAAACCAUAACAACCACCACAGCCACCACAACAGUCCCAACCACCAUUCGUCGGUUAGCCACAACGCCCGCUCCUCGACGGCUUCGACCUUAUCUUUCUCAACCGCAACAUUAACGGCGACAACUGCUGCAACCGACGCCCUAAUGGCGAAUACCGGCUUCGGUUUCUCUCCGCAGCUCCGACAGGUUACCGAGGGCCUGAUGCACGUGAUGGAUUCCCUGGUCACAAUGCUGUCGGAGAUGCCGCGGCCCUCGUCGUACAAACCCGUGGUCAACAGGUACGUCGGAUCUCGCGAGAUGUUUAUGAACGUCGCGGACAUUAUUCGACGAGAGCACCCGCAAUACAAGGACCUACGGUCUGCCGUACUGGAGCAUGCGGAUACCAGCUAUCACAAGGCACUGGACUACGUACGGGCUACCUUUGAGGACAAGCGACCUAUCUUCGAGUUUUCGCUGGCCUGGGAUGUAGUGUCGUACGCUAGCGCCUGCGAGACGGCUAUAGCGGCUGCAGCAGCCUCUGCUGCAGUCGCCACCGACUUCGUAGUGGGAAACAGUAGCAGCAGCAAUGACGGCAACGCAGCUACCGGUGGCGGCGGCGGCAAGUUAAUGAUGGCUGCAGCUGCUGCGGGUGUCUUGAGCGGCAGCAGCAGCAGUAGCAGCAGUGAAUUGCUGCUGCAAACGUUCAGGAAAGACCUGAUGCAGCAGCGGCGGUGGAAACGACAGGUGGAGCAGAUGAAGAUGAGCAACACGGUGGGCAUCCUUUUCGUGGACAGCAAGAAGAUGCGCGCGGGGCUACAGGACUCCAUUGAGCGCACGCUUGAGGACCUGAAGGGCUGUUUGGUGUCCUCAGCCCGCCGAGCCGUAGCCAUUAGCCAGGAGCAGCUGAGGUUCUGGUCGAGGGAGCUGGACCCGCGACCCGCGGAUCUGGACGGGUAUGCGAAGAUGCGGGAGCUGUACGACAACCUUCUGCUCGUACGGGACAGCGCAUACAAGGCGGUGGACGUGGCAGCUGAAAUGUACGAUCUGUACCGCGAUUACGGCGGCCGCACGGAUGUGAAGGACGCGGUAGCCUUGGAGACCAUGCACGAGCUGGCCUUGCAGGUCCGCGGCCAGAUCCACGAUUUGGGCGUGUGGGUCCGAGACCGCGCGACCGCAAUGACCAUGGACCUGCGGGCGGCCAUCCAGGACCUUUCGGCCAGUAUCGUACAGCUGCUCAACGACCUCACGAACCCCGCAUUGGCGGACCCAGACAGCGACGUGGGGGAGAUCCUGGAUGCCAUAUCGCGGCUGGGUGUACGACUGGAGGAGAUCGAGGAGGACAACCGUCGCUUCAUCCACUACCAGCGCCUCUUCGACCUGGCCCCCGAGGAGCCCAGCAACCUGGUGCUGGCUAGGCGGGAGUUCGGGCGGCGGCAGGCGGCCUGGAACACCCUGGCAGAGUGGAGCGACCGCACGGCAACCUGGCUUCACAGCCCCUGUACGACCCUGGAUGCUGAGGCGGUCAUUGCUGCAAUCGAUGAGUUCCAUCGCUCAGCAUACAGGAUGGCUAAGACGGCUCGGGAGGAUCCAGUAGUGGCGAAGCUCAAGGACGACAUUGAGGCCUUCCGGCGCUUUACGCAGCUCUUCACGGACGCGUGCAACCCCGCGCUGCAGCCUCACCACUGGGAGCAGAUACUGGCACUAAUGGGCAGGCCGGGGGAGCUGGAUCCGGACGAUCCCAUCACAAUUGCGGAUCUCAUCGAGUGGGGCGCGCUGGACAACGCCGAGGCUCUCUCCGCCAUCAGCGGCGCCGCCUCCAAAGAGCUCUCCCUGCGCAGCGCGUUGCGGCGCAUGAAGCAGGAGUGGGAGGGGGUUGUGUUCCAGAUGGUGCCAUACAAGGACACCGGAACCUACGUAGUGGGCCACACGGACGAGAUCCAAAUGCAGCUGGACGAACAACUUAUGAAGGUCCAGGCCAUGAAUGCCGCUCCAUUCGUGAAGCCUUUCCAAAAGGAGGCGGAGGAAUGGCAGGCCACAUUGGAGGGACUCGGGGAGCUGCUGGAGGGCUGGUUGGCGUGUCAGGCCACCUGGAUGUAUCUGGAGCCCAUCUUCAGCUCGCCGGACAUCGUCAAGCAGAUGCCGGCGGAGGGCGAGAAGUUCGCGCAGGUGGACGUUACCUUUCGGUUGUUGGUUGAUGACGUGGUCGCAGCCCCUGGAGCCAUCGCUCUGGCCAAGGAUGCGGACCGGCGAGUCGCGCUGGGCAUGGCUAACCGACUGCUGGACGAGGUCCAGCAUGGCCUGUCUCGCUACCUGGAAAUGAAGCGACUGCUCUUCCCGCGCUUCUUUUUCCUGUCCAACGACGAAAUGCUGGAGAUAUUGUCCGAGACCAAGGAUCCCACCCGCGUGCAGCCGCACUUGCGCAAGUGCUUUGAGGGGAUACACCGACUGCAUUUCGAACCGGGGACCAACGGCCACGUAACCGCCAUGCUCAGCCUGGAGGGCGAGCGAGUUUCCUUCCUGCAGUACAUCAAUACUGCAGCAGCCCGGGGGCAGGUAGAGCAGUGGCUAGUGGAGGUGGAGUCGAGCAUGUUUGAAGCGGUGCAUGACGUCACGGGCAAGGGCAUUGCAGACUACGCAGCCUCCGUGCGCAACGCCGCAACCACCGCCGCUGCAGCAGCAGGCACCGCCUCGACUGCUACAGCCGGGGCUGGGAGUGGCAGCAGCGGCGGGGAUGGUGGGAGUAGUAGUCGGGGUGCAGAUGCGGAUGGUGCUGAAGACGGAGGAGCAGCAGCAGCGGCGGCGGCAGCGGCAGCAGCGGAAGCGGCGGGAGGGCGACGGGAGUGGGCAUUGCGGUGGCCCGGUAUGGUUGUGCUGCUAGCGGCUGGCGUGUUCUGGACACGAGGGGUGGAGGAGGCGAUUGCGGCGGGGAAGCUGAAGGAGUUUGAGGAGCAGUGCACGGGAGAGCUGCGGGAGAUCGUGGACCUGGUUCGUGGCAACCUCACCUCCCUGCAGCGAGCCACCUUGGGUGCUCUGGUGGUGAUGGACGUGCACGGGCGGGACGUGGUGACCGGACUAGCGGAGGCGCGUGUGGCGGCGGCGAGCGAGUUCGACUGGCAGGCGCAGCUGCGUGCCUACUGGCAGCCGGGCGACGGCAAGCCUAUCCCUGGGCAGCCGGAGCGGGAGUUCACUGCGCGGUGCUGCAUGAUGAGCGCCUCCCUGGAGUACGGCUACGAGUACCUGGGCAACAGCUCAAGGCUGGUCAUCACGCCGCUCACGGAUAGGUGCUACCGCACGCUGAUGGGCGCCAUCCACCUCAACCUGGGAGGAGCGCCGGAGGGCCCUGCCGGCACCGGCAAAACAGAGACCACCAAGGACCUGGCCAAGGCGAUGGCGCGGCAGUGUGUAGUGUUCAAUUGCUCUGACACGUUAAACCACCUGGACAUGGCCAAGUUCUUCAAGGGCUUAGCGGCGGCGGGCGCCUGGGCAUGCUUCGACGAGUUCAACCGCAUUGACCUAGAGGUGCUGUCGGUGGUUGCACAACAGGUAUUGGAGAUCCAGCGCGCUAUCGCGUCGCGACUGACCGUCUUCUCUUUUGAGGGCACCGAGUUGCCGCUCAAAUGGAGCGCCUGGGUGGCUAUCACUAUGAACCCGGGAUACGCGGGCCGUACGGAACUGCCGGACAACCUCAAGGCGCUGUUCCGGAGUGUCGCUAUGAUGGUUCCUGACUAUGCCAUGAUUGCGGAGAUCAUUCUCUACAGCUACGGCUACAUGGCGGCUCGCCCUGCCGCCAAAAAGAUUGUUGCCUGCUACAAGCUCUGCUCUGAACAGCUCUCAAGUCAGGACCACUAUGAUUACGGCAUGCGUGCCGUCAUGGCGGUGCUGAGGGCGGCUGGCAACCUCAAGCGGACUGCCACUGCUUCCGCCUCCACCACAUCUACAGCUGCUAUUCCUGCGAAGGAGCUGAGCCAGGAGGAGCAGGAAACCGAGGAGCUUCAACUCAUCCUAAGAUCCAUCGUGGAUGUCAACCUCUGCAAGUUCCUGUCCCAUGACGUUCCGUUAUUUAACGGAAUUGUGUCCGAUCUUUUCCCAGGCAUUUCUCUGCCCCGCACCAAUUACGGCCCACUGGCGGCGGCGCUGCGGUCCGCAUGUGAGGAUGCCAACUUGCAGCCCACCGAGUACUUCCUGCUGAAGGCGACUCAGCUGUACGAGAUGGUGCUUGUACGGCACGGCCUCAUGUUGGUGGGCCAGCCCUUCUCCGGCAAGACCUCUGCCUACCGAGUCCUGGCAGCGGCGCUAACCCGGGUGGCGGAGGACCGAGCCGCCAUGUCGCGUCAGAGCAGCAGCCGCUACCACCAGCGCAGCAACAGCAGCCACCACCUCGCCCGCAAUCAGAGCUCAAGACUCCACCGCCUGGCUAGCACCAAGCAGGGGCAGGGGCAGCAGCAGGGGCAAGGAGUGGGAGGACCAGGGGGAGAAGGGGGAAGCAGCGACAGCUCCAACCCGCAUGCGCAUCAGGUCCGAGCCUCGGCAUUCGUGCUCAACCCCAAGGCCGUUACGAUGGGGCAACUAUACGGACAAACCGAUCCGGCGAGCCAAGAAUGGACCGACGGUGUGCUGGCAGUGCUGUUCCGCCACGCAGCCGCCGACCCCUCCCCCGACCGCAAGUGGCUGGUGCUUGACGGUCCCGUGGAUGCCAUCUGGGUGGAAAACAUGAACACCGUGCUGGACGACAACAAGAAGCUUUGCCUUAACAGCGGCGAGAUCAUCGCCAUGAGCCCGCCCAUGAAUUUGAUCUUCGAGGUUGGCGACCUGGCUGUGGCCUCCCCCGCCACCGUCUCACGCUGCGGCAUGGUCUACCUAGAGCCGCACCAGCUGGGAACCGCCCCGCUGCUGUCCAGCUGGCUGGCAGCACUGCCCGGACACAUGGGAGGAAGCGGAGCAGGCGCAGGAGGGGCAGGAGGGGAUACCGGAGCAGUAGCAGGGGCAGCAGGGAACUUUGAAGGAGGAGGGGCGGCGCCGGAAGCAGGAGGGGCGGAGUCGCCGCCAAAGUCACCCACAGCUGUUAUGGGGGGAAUGUCUGCAGCAGCGGCGGCUGCGGCAGCUGCAGCGGUGGCGGCGGCAACGGCUGCGGCUGCGGCUGCUGCUGGAUCCGGGGUGCGACCCCGGCUGACGGCGCUGUUUGAGGGGCUAGUUAUGCCCACCAUCAGGUUUGUACGACGUGAAGUGAAGGAGGCAGCUCCUUCUCUGGAUGCAAACCUGGCUAUGAGCUGGAUGCGGCUAACAGAGGCGAUGCUGAUACCCGUCAUUGGCACUCCUGACCUCCUGCUCAAGGCGAGCGCCGAGGGGCGGCUGUCAGCGCUGGUGGACGGUGCGGGCCUUAUGGCGCUGGUGUGGGCGGUGGGCAGUACGGCUGCUACGCAGGAAUGUCGAACCCUGGUCGACGGCUUCAUUCGUCGCGCACUGUCAGGGACUCUAGCUGGCCUGGAGGUGCCAUCGGGCCGCCACUACGGCAUCACGGACGCGCCUGUUGUACCACUGCUUUCCCCCGCUGCUGUACCGCCUGAAAAGGGGCUGCUGUACGACUACAUGUUUGACAUGUCGGAAGGCAUCUGGGUUUCGUGGACGGCACGGUUCGCAUCGGGGUCCCCCGCCAUUCCCCCAGAUGCAGCGUACGGCAGCAUUCUGGUCCCCACGGCGGAUACGGCAGCUGUGUCGUACUUGUUGUCGACCGCCAUUGGUGCCAAGUACCCCUUCCUGCUAAUCGGCCCUACCGGCACCGGCAAGUCGCUCACCAUUACCCGGCUGCUGCUAGGACUCGAGCCCGCUACCUUUGCGGCGCCCAACUUCCUGGGCUUCUCAGGGCAAACCAGCGCCAACACCACGCAGGGCCUCAUUGACGCCAAGUUGGAGAAACGGAGGAGGGGAGUGUACGGCCCUGUGGGCGGUCGUAGAGGGGUCGUCUUUGUGGACGACCUCAACAUGCCACAGAGGGAAUUGUACGGCGCCCAACCGCCUAUUGAGCUGUUGCGUCAACUGCUGGAUCACGGCGGUUGGUACGGCAGGGACAACUCCUUCCACACCAUCCAGGACACAUUGCUGGUUGCCGCCAUGUGCCCACCGGGGGGCGGCAGAGCGCCCGUAACCUCCCGCUUCACCCGACACUUCAGCUGGCUUUGUUUGCCAGAGGCCUCCCGCGCAACCCUGACGCACAUCUUCAGCACCAUCCAUGGCUGGUUCCUCACGACCCGAGCCUUCCCGCCUGCAAUAGUGGAGCUGAGGGAUUCCGUGAUCGCUGCCACUCUGGAGGUGUACGGCACCGUUGCCGCACAGCUGCUGCCCACCCCUUCGCGCAGCCACUACACCUUCAACCUGCGGGACUGUUCCCGAGUGGUGCAGGGCAUGCAGGCCCAAGACGCCAAAGCGCUCCAAAGAUCGGUAGACAUCAUGCGGCCGUACAUCAGCCGUACAGCUGCUGCACCACCGGCUGGCGAUAUGUACGGUCACAAUGCCAAUGGGUUUGAGGAUAAUGGCGGUGGCAACGGCAGUAUAAGUAAUACAUCCAACUACCACAACAUCCAUGCUAACAACCUGGCCCUUCGGGAGGCGCAUGUACGGCUGUGGGUUCAUGAGGUGCUGCGAGUCUUCUACGACAGGUUGGUUGACGUUUCGGAGCAGCAGUGGUUCUUGCAGUUGCUAGGGCGGUUGGUUUCGACGCAUUUUGAUGUACAACUGGACGAGCUCCUUACACACCUGGCUGACGAGGAACAGUCGGCAGCAGCAGCAGCAGCAGGAGCAGGAGCAGCGGCAAGGGAAGGAGCGGCUGUGAAUCCGGACACCAUCCGCAGGUGCUUGUUUGGAGACUACAUGACGGAGGGAGACGAGGAGGGUCCCAGGCCGUACUUGGAAAUUCCCCGGCCAACAACCAAUGCGGUAUCCCGGCUAGAAGACCUCCAAGCGGAUUACAACGGUCUGGCAACAGGCGGUCGACAGCACCUGAAGCUGGCAAUCUUCUUGUAUGCAGUGGAGCACGUGACGAGGAUUGCGAGGGUGUUGCGCCAGGAAGGAGGUCACGUGCUGUGUGUUGGGGUGGGCGGCAGCGGGCGACAGAGCCUAGCUAGGUUAGCGGCCUUCACAUGCGGCAUGGACGUGUUCCAGGUCGAGAUUGCACGCGGAUACGGCUUAAACGAGUGGCAUGAUGACCUGCGGCGAUUGGCUCGCCGUGCGGGUGCCGAGGGUCGCCCCACGGUGUUCCUGUUCGGUGACAGCCAGGCGACCCAGGAGAGCUUUGUAGAGGACGUAAACAGCCUGCUAAACAGCGGGGAGGUCCCUAACCUAUUCCCCUCGGACGAGCGAAUCGCCAUUUGCGAAGCUGUGCGACCAGCCGCACAACGCGCCGCCGCAGCCGCAGCCGCAGCCGCCUUUGCCGCCGCAACGGAAGCGCACAUUAAUGGCACAGCCGACAAGCAACAGCAGGCAACUGCAACAUCUGGCUCAACCUCAUCUUCAUCUGGAAGUUCCGGGCACGACACACCGGCGGCACUUUGGGCUUUCUUUAUUUCCCGAUGUCGCGCCAACCUUCAUGUGGUGCUGGCAUUCAGUCCGGCAGGGGACGCGUUUCGGGAGAGGCUGCGGAAGUUUCCCUCGCUUGUCAACUGCUGUACGAUUGAUUGGUUCCACGCCUGGCCAGAUGAUGCGUUAGAAGCGGUUGCCGCCAAGCUGCUGUCGGAGGCUGACAUGCACAAGAGCCUCCUCGUUCCCAUCAAGGGGCUCUGCAAGACCUUCCAUGCGCAGGUCUCUACCGUAUCCGACCAGUUCUGUCGAGAGACCGGGCGGUACAACUACAUAACGCCCACCUCCUACCUGGAGCUCAUUAGCAGCUUCGUGCGGCUUCUGGCGCAACGCAAGGCGAAGGUGCUAGGGGAGCAGCAGAAGUAUGAGAACGGGCUUCAAAAGCUGCAGUCGACGGCCGACCAAAUCUCAACCAUGCGGAAUGAGCUCAAGGAUCUGGGUCCCGUACUGACUCGUACGGUGGCGGAGACGGAGCAGCUUAUGAAGGAGAUUGCGCGGGAGAAGGAGCAGGUUGUGGAGCCGCAGCGUGCGUUGGUGGACUCGGAGGUUCGUGAAGCCGACAAGACGGCUGCAGCCGCCCGGACCAUCAAGGAGGAGUGUGAGACCAUUCUGUCGGAGGCGCUGCCCGCAUUGGAAGCUGCGACACAGGCCCUGGACACCAUCAAGGCUGCGGAUAUCAAGCUGGUUCAGACAUUUAAGAGUCCGCCUGCCGCCGUAAAGCUGGUGCUAGAGGCGGUGUGUGUGCUACUGGACGUGAAACCAACACUGCUGCCCGAUCCCAAUGUGCCGGGUCGCAAGCUCGUGGACUGGUGGGACGCCUCCAAGCGCCUGCUUAUGGAUCCCACUCUCAUCCCGCGACUUAAGGAGUACGACAGGGACAAUAUCCCUCAGAAAAUUAUUGACAAGGUCCGCAGAGAGUACACGGGAGACCCCGAGUUCACCCCAGCCAACGCUGCCAAGGCCUCCAGUGCGGCUGAGGGGCUGUGCAAGUGGGUGCACGCCAUGGACCAGUACGACAGAGUGGCCAAGGUGGUGGCUCCCAAACGCGCCGCCCUGCUGGAGGCCGAGUCCAAGUACAAUGCCGUACUGUCGGGUCUGCACGGCAAGCAGGCUGAGCUGCGGGAGGUGCAGGAGCGGCUGGAGCGGCUGGAGGCCAGGCUGGCGGAGAGCCAGGAGCGCAAGGCGAAACUGGAGGCCGAAAUUGCCACCUGCGCGGUUAAGCUAGAGCGAGCGGAGCAACUGCUAGGCGGUCUGGGCGGGGAGCGGGAGCGCUGGCACACCUCUGCCACCCGUCUAAGGGCCCUGCAGGGGGCGCUGGCGGGGGACAUGUUGCUGGCGGCGGGGGCGGUGGCCUACUUAGGCGCCUUCACUAUGCCUUACAGGGACCGCACCCUCGCCCUGUGGAGCGCUGCGGUUGAGGCGGCGGCCGUGAGGACCUCAGCCAGCAUGGCCCCCGCUGCUGCUGCAGCUACAAGCGGCGGCGGUGACGGUGAUGGUGAAGGUGGUGGAGGCAGCAGUGGUGCGACUGGUUUCUCCCUGACUGCGGCCCUGGGUGACCCGGUGACGAUUCGCGACUGGGUAAUUCAUGGGCUGCCAAACGACUCCUUCUCCAUCGACAGUGCCCUCAUCGCCGCCGCUAGCCGCCGCUGGCCGCUGUGCAUUGACCCGCAGGGUCAAGCUAACCGUUGGAUCAAAGCCAUGAACGAGUCCAGCAAAAUAAAGGUGCUCAAACAGAGCGACCCCUCUUACCUCCGCUCUCUGGAGUCCGCCGUGUCGCUGGGCCUGCCGGUGCUGCUGGAAGGGGUGGGGCAGGAGCUGGACCCCUCCCUGGACCCCCUGCUGCUGCGACAGACCUUUAAGCAGGGCCCUACACUCGUCGUACGACUAGGGGACAACCUAGUGGAGUACAGCCAUGACUUCAGGCUCUACAUGACCACCACGCUUCGAAACCCGCACUACCUGCCGGAGACUGCGGUGAAGGUGACUCUGCUCAACUUCAUGAUCACCCCCGAGGGUCUUACGGACCAGCUGCUAGGGGUGGCGGUGGCGGCGGAGGAGCCGCAACUGGAGGACCAGCGGCAAACCCUGGUUGUCAGCGGUGCGGAGAACGCCCGGCAGCUGGCUGAAAUUGAGGCUCGCAUUCUGGCGGUCAUGUCGGCCACUGAGGGGGACAUCCUGGAGGACGCCUCGGCGGUGGGGGUGUUGUCGGAGUCGAAGAGGCUCUCCAACGACAUCUCAGCCAAGCAAGCCGUGGCCGAGCGGACUCAGGCCGCCCUGGACGCAGCCCGGCGGCGUUACGGCCCGGUAGCCGAGGUGGCUGCCACCGUGUUCUUCGCCAUCGCGGACCUAGCGGGAGUCAACCCCAUGUACCAGUACAGCCUGGGCUGGUUUAUAGGUCUCUUCAUUAAGAGCAUCCGUAACAGUGCAACAGAGGCGGCAGCUGCUACCGCCGCUGCUGCUGCCGCAGCCGCUGCAAACUCCGUCACACCGUCCAUCUAUGGUGGCGGCUUGGGCGGACCGCUGGGAGGAGCAGGUGGCGGCGGAGGAGCGGGAGGGCCAUUUGGUGGUGGAGGGGCUGGAAGCGGUGGUGGGCUGGAGGGAGCGGCUCUGGAAGCUCGUCUCGCUACCAUUGAGAAGCACUUCCUGCUGUCAACCUACCGAAAUGUGUCCAGAUCCCUCUUCGACCGACACAAGCGGCUGCUGUCCGUGCUGCUGGCCACCCGCCUGGCCCAGCGCCGGGGCAAGCUGGGACCGCCUGAGCACCUGCGCUUCCUCAUGCACGGGGCUGGGGCCACGGGUACGGCAGCAGGUGCAGCGUCUGCUGCGAGACCCUCAGCAGCCGGGGGGUCUCCGGUUCGGUCCAGGUCUUCGACUGCCACAGGAGGAGGGGACAUGUCAGGAGGAAGAGAGGGGCUGCUGGGACAGCCCCCAGCGGGUAUUCCGGAACGAGCCUGGGCGGAGGUGCAUGCGCUGGCGGCCAUGCCGGACGGCUCCUUCUCCUCGCUGCCCACCCACAUGGCCAUCAAAGCCGAGGAGUGGGCAGCACUGGUUGAUGCGGCCGACCCGCACGUCUGGCCGCUGCCCGACCCAGUGGGCAGCAUGCUCACCCCCUUCCAGCGUCUUCUAGUGCUCCGCUGCCUGCGCCCUGACAAGCUGCUCCCUGCGCUGGAAAGGUGGGUGGCCGCUGAGCUCGGCCCCGCCUUCAUCUCCCCGCCCCCCCUGGACCUGGAGGCGGCGCUGCAGGAGGCAGCGGAGGAUGGCAACGUGGCCACACCCAUGCUGGUGGUGCUGGCGCCGGGAAGCGACCCAUGGGUCACCAUACUUCGAUGCGCGGAGGCGCACGGACAGGCCAGCAAACUGCAGGUAAUCAGUCUGGGCCAGGGCCAGGGCCCUCGUGCAGAGGCGCUCAUCGCUGCCGCCCGGCGCAUGGGUCACUGGGUCCUGCUGCAAAACUGCCACCUGGCGCCAUCUUGGAUGCCAACCCUGGAGCAGUGCUGGGAGGCGCUGCGGGCUGAAACCACGACCUCCGGAACCGCGGGAAGUGCGGGUAGCAGCGGUGGCGGAAGCGGUAGUAUGGAGCCUGGGUUUCGGCUUUGGCUUACUUCUGCGCCUUCGGCCGCGUUUCCGACGUCGAUGUUAACGGCGGCGGUCAAGGUCACGUGGGAGCCGCCGGCCGGAUUGCAAUCAAACAUGUUGCGGAGUAUGGGAAUGGAGCCCCUGUCCGACCCGGCGUUUUGGGAAAACCGGCAUCACGCUGCGAUUGAUGGCAAAAAGGACGACCCUAGCGACCGUCAGCAGGCACGACCAGGACAGCCUUUUCAGCAGCAACAGCAGCAGCGCCCCUCGUUCAAAAGGGGCGGCAGCAGGCGGCAGAGCGGAGGUAACACGAGCGUGCGAGGAGGAGCAGGAGGAAGCGGUGGUGUCGGUAGCAGUAGCAGCAAGAAGCGACACAACAGCAGCGCUACGGGUGCUACGGGAGCUGCUCGAUCCCCCUCACCUCCUACGCUUCCUCCUUGGCACGAAGCAGAGGACGAUGCCCAGAGUGGUGCUUACGGCGACAGCAAGGAUCCCAGACUGAGGAGGCUGCUAUUCGGGCUCGUCUUCCUGCACGCUGUCGUACAGGAGAGGCGGCGCUACGGGCCCAUCGGUUGGAAUGUGCCGUACGGCUUCGACGACGGCGACCUGCGUAUCUCGGCUCGCCAGAUGCGCAUGUAUGUGAUGGAUUGUACGGCAAGGGGUAACCCACUGCCGUACGCGGCAUUGCGGUAUGCCAUUGGGGAGUGCAACUACGGUGGAAGGGUAACGGAUGACCGAGAUCGACAAUUGCUGUCGACGUUACUUCGCCGGCUCGUGUCCCCAGAAGUCGCGGAACGACCCGGAAAUGUAUUGCUGGCGACCUCCCAACCAUCGUCAACGGACAACUUUGAUGGUGGCGGAGCUAACGGUAACGGUUACAGUGACGGAUUCAGCUUCAAUCCCGUUGGUGGUGGCAGCAUCAGCUUCAGGGAACGGAGGGGUAGUGUAGAAAGCAGAGGCAGCAGGGGCAGUGGGGAAGGAGGAGGCGGAGGGGUUGGUCCACCGGCACCCGCAAUAGAUGCGACAGAGGCAGCACAGGCGGCAGCGAUGUCAUCAUCCGCGGUGUCGAGGGUGGCGGCCACAUCGGUUGGGGUGUGCGUGCCGCCAGAUGAGGGUGGCGUGCAAGGGUACACGUCGUACAUUUCUUCGCUGCCAAGCUCUGUGCUGCCGGAGGUGUUCGGACUGCACUUGAACGCCGAUAUCGCUAAGGACCUCUCCACCACAGCUGAGCUGCUUUCAAGCCUUGCUGCAACAAACAGUAGCAUUAGCAACGGUAAUCGUGGCAGCAGCAGUAACAGCAGCGGCAGUACCAAGGAUAGAUCUUCCUCCUCUGGCGGCGGCUCUUCGUCUUCUUCAGCGGUUGCGGAGGGGGUUGGGGAGCUCUUGGAUCGGUUGCCGCCAGAUUUUGAUACUGAGGCGGCGGCAGCUGCCUUCCCUGUGCUGUAUCAUCAGAGUCUGAACCAGGUUUUGAUUCAGGAAAUGGUACGGUACAAUCGGUUGCUGUCCGUACUAAGGUCCAGUCUGACUCAGCUCUCAGCCGCACUAGCAGGCCGGCAAGUCAUGAGUGCAGAUCUGGAGGGCCUUAUGGCUGACGUGGCGGCAGGGAAGAUGCCGAAUGCUUGGAAGCCUCACUCCUACCCCAGCCUCAAGCCCCUGGCCUCCUUUAUUACCGAUCUGCGGCAGCGCACCGGCUUCCUUUCUGACUGGGUUGCGGAGAGGGCGCCGCCGGCGGCAUUCUGGCUCGGCGCCUUCUUCUUUCCACCCGCCUUCACAACGGCGGCUCUUCAGAACUUUGCUCGCCACCACGUGCUGCCCAUCGACGCGGUGGGAUUCGAUUACGAGGUCCUGCGCGUGCAGGACGCCUGCUCGCUCACCUCCCCCCCGGGCAGCGGUGUCUACGUGUAUGGCUUGCACCUGGAGGGCGCGGGCUGGGACCGCUUCGGCUGCUGCCUAUCAGAGCCCGCACCCAAGCAGCUGCAUUGCCCUGCGCCGCCCAUCUGGUUCAAACCCGUCAAGGUGGCGGAUAUGAGGCCGUCCGCCUCCUACGAUUGCCCCGUCUACCGUACCUCUGAACGCCGCGGCACCCUCGCCACCACCGGCCACUCCACCAACUUCCUGCUGUCUCUCAAGCUGCCGCUGGAUACCACUGCUGCACGACCACGGACACAUGGAUCAGUUGGAGGAGGAGCAGGAGGCGGGGAUGCGGAGGAAGAGGAGGCGCAGUGGCAAGCGCAGCUGCAGCGGCUGAGGGACCAUUGGGUGCUGCGGGGCGUGUGCGCGCUGGUAUCCCUGCCGGAGUAAGGUAGCCUUAAUGGGGUUGCUUACUUUGGGAAAGACGGGUAGCGGAAUGGUGUAAUGUGGAUUGGGCUUGGUGAGCUAAGGCUUGGUGAGAUGGAGGAAAUGAGGAAAGGAAAUGGUUUAGGCCUUACCAAGGCGAGGAGAGGUGACAGAGGGUACGUUUGCAGGCCGGGAAUAAGAAGAAG
Astrephomene gubernaculifera is the source of this 17624-nucleotide messenger RNA. Lineage: Eukaryota; Viridiplantae; Chlorophyta; Chlorophyceae; Chlamydomonadales; Astrephomenaceae. The record is from the annotation of a GenBank genome assembly.